UGUUGUUGGGGUACACAACUUCGCUUCCUCUGGGCCAAUCACAAUCAAACAAUUUGAAAGACAUGGGAGGCAUGUGACCAAGCAAAUAACAAAAUAGAAUCAUCAAAUGUAUUACUGUUGGAUCUUCUUUUACGCACCGCUUCCUCUUCUCUCUCUCUCUCUCUCCCGCCUCUCUCUUUCUCCUUCUCUCUCUUCUCUGUGUCUCUUGCUGUUUUCUUCAUACCCAGCUCAGAGUCAUCUCACUCUAACUCAGCUGAUCAACUAAGGAAAUGGCGUCCAAGCAGCCAAUCGGCUACAAGUGUCGCAUAGCAGGCGUGCUGCUCCUGCUGUUGGCCAGCAUCGCCGCCCUCGUUGCUGUCGCUGUCAUCCAGGACACCUGGGCGUUUAAAGAGUACGGACUAGAGUACGGGAUAGUGAUAGAUUCGGGUUCAUCUCGGUCCAGUGUGUACCUCUACAAGUGGCCCGGGGAGAAGCAGAAUGAAACAGGAGUAGUGACGGAGAUACUGAACUGUAGAGUUGAUGGUGACGGUAUCUCCGAGAUGAAAGUUGAUCCUCAGAAAGAUGAAAAGUCAUGGACAGCAUUCCGAAAGUGCAUGGCCCAAAUCACCGUGGCCAUUCCCGCUGAAAAACACAAAACCACGCCCCUGUUUCUCGGAGCCACAGCCGGGAUGAGACUGCUGCAUCAGCUGGAUGAGCAGAGAUCCAAUGAAAUCCUGGCUAGUCUCCGAACAUACCUGAGCUCCCUGCCCUUCGACUUCCACAACGCCUCCAUCAUUGCGGGUCAAGAGGAAGGUCUAUAUGGGUGGAUCACUGUCAACUACCUCAUGGGAAACUUCCUUGAGAAAAACCUAUGGAACACCUAUGUGCAACCAGAGGGGGCAAAGACCGUUGGAUCCAUGGACCUCGGUGGAGCAUCGACCCAAAUCGCCUUCGCAGUCCAGGACGAUCUGGAAGGGCCGGACUACAUGCCCAUCAAACUCUACGGAUACCCUUACAAUGUCUACACUCAUAGUUUCCUCUGCUACGGCAAGAAUGAGGCUGAGAAGAGAGUUCUGGACAAAAUAGUACAGGAAUCACGCGACCCAGCAUACAUUCUGAACCCCUGCUACCCUGAAGGUUUCAACAUCACCGUUAAGGCCUCAUCCAUCUAUGAAACACAGUGCAUCGAGAAGCCAGCCAACUACAACCCAGACCAGGAUCUCUUCAUGGUGGGAGCCCCUGACUCAGACAAGUGCAGGAGCCUGGUGAAGUCAAUAUUUGAUUUCAAGACCUGCUCCUCAGCCCACUGUUCCUUCAACGGGGUUGAGCAGCCGCCAGUCACCGGAGAGUUCAUGGCGUACGCUGGAUUCUUCUACGUUAAGCGGGCUCUGCACCUGAAUGGCUCUGUAGAUUUUGAUCAGUUCCAGUCGUUGGUUAGGGAAUUCUGCCACACAAAUUGGACAGAGCUGAGAGAAGAAAAGAAGUGGAUCUCUGAGAGAUACUUGAAGUCUUACUGCCAAGGAGCUCACUACAUCUUCACUCUGCUGGCAGACGGUUACAAGUUUGACAAAGAGACAUGGAAAGGCAUCAGCUUUCAAAAGGAGGUGAAGGACACCAGCGUGGGUUGGAGUUUGGGCUACAUGCUGAGUAUGUCCAACAUGAUCCCAUCUGAAGUGAAACACAUCACACCUCUGACCAACCCUGUCUUUGCUGGCCUCAUCUUUUUAUUUUCAGCUCUGACCAUCGUGAUGGUUGUCAUAGUUUUCAUCUUCCUCAUUCGCACUUGCUACUGAGAGCGAAAGUUACAAAGGAAAUGAUCUGCCAUACAAAGCCUGGGGAAUGCUGUAAUCCCGUAGGUAACAGGAGAGUGUUAAAGCUACUUAGUCUGAGAUGUUUACUAAAAAUUUUAAUGCAGUUCAUUUUGUACCUCAGGGAAAAGUAUUGGGACCUUUUUCGAGCUCCACUAAAGGGUCAUAUUGUUUUAAAGCUAAAAGACCGACACAAUGCUCGCUUGACUCACAACUGAGCAUGCGGAUAUGUCUGUGUGCUCGAUGGCGUUUCACUUUGUGUAAUUUCAAAAUAGCAUAAUGUUAAAAUGAGACUGGUAUGUGCAUUCAACUUAGUGUGCUCACACGCACACACUGAUCCCUCAGGCAAGAAAGCAUGUCAAACUCCCUCUGGUAACAAAUUCGUUGUGUUCCUGUAUUAUACAUGUAAUUGCAUUCAAUGCAUUCGCUUUAUCUGUGAAACGGUAGCACUGCUGCAGCCUUACUGUUCUUAUUCUGACAGUCCUCCAUAUUUAUUGAAUGAAAUCCUCCCUAUAAAUAAUGGAAUGAAGGGGAAAUUUGCCCUUGUUUUCUUAUGGUCAUGCAAAUCAAAUAAAUUAAGUCAUAGCAUAUAAUACAUUCUAUUUCCAAAGAUUAAAAAGAUUUGAAUACAAGUGGAAAUUACAUUUCUGAGUUCGGGACAUUUAUUGCUAGAACAUUAAGUCUUUUCUCAAUAAAAAGAUGAUGUACUUAAAGCAACAUUGUUCACUGUUAAAUCUGAUUAAUUUCAAUAAUUCAAAUGUUUUAUGUCUAAUGUCAGUUACACUCUAUUCUGUUUACUCUGUAUAUAUUUGUGUUAUUUUUAUAUUUGUUUUGUUUGUGUUGUCCAUGUUUUUUAUAUUUCCACUUAUUUCCACUUAUUUAUCACCUGUCGUAUCCCCUUUUACCAUUGUUGGACUAAUAAAGGAAUAUCUUAUCUCAUCUAAAUGAUCGGUCUCAUCAGAAAAAGUUAAAUCAGUGGAUUAGUUUGAGAAAACUACACCUGUCUUGUGUAAUCUGGGCCUAUGUAAUAUAUCAUGUCAGUUUUUGUCUAUAUGUAGCCUUAUUGAUUGUAGAUUUAAAACAGAUAUUAUCAAAAAAAACAUAAACAAAUAAACUCAUAGGCGUUUACUCCACAGAGUAAAGUUAACAUCGGAGGCACCACAAGUCCGCUGCACAACUGGAAACAUGGCUCAGAGAUUAUUACAGUCACAGAACACCUGAGAUAUCAGCUCCGAUGAGGGAUCCAAGAAAAUGUUACUGUCUUGAUUCUUGUUCUUCUUGGUUUGUACCCACAUGGUUGAAUGCACUUAUUGUCAGUCUCUUUGGAUAAAAGCGUCAACUAAAUGAAAUGGAAUGGAAUGGAAUCCACAAAGCGAGGGAAAUCACAGAGGGAACAACAGAAAGAGGGGAAGGAGGUUAUAGGAAAGGGUUAAAUCAAUAAAAUCAUGGUAAUGAAUGACCAAGUAUGCAUGAAUGAAUAGAGUAGACUGUGAAAUGGAUACGAUAAAGUCAUUGUAAUAAUGCUUACAAAAAUAAGAAUCACGAUGAAUAACCCAAGAAGGGGAUUUCUUAACACUUAACAACAGUUUGAAAAGCUGAGCGAUUGUGAUGGCUUUUACUGUAUCGACUCCAGAUGUCAGAUCUCGAGAUGAGUCAGUUAGAGAAACCCUGGAACCCUGAAUCUGGAUGGUGAAAGGAUAAGCUGAGAGGGACCAGUUAUAUUUGAUGUGUGUAGAUGUGAAUCCAAAACCUAGGAAAAGGUAUUUGGCCAUCCUGUAAACAUUAAACUCGGUCUGGGAAAUAUUCAGUGAUGCUAUUGUCUGCGUACUGGAGAGUAGUUGUAGAGGAAGUACUCAAACAUUUUACAAUAAGUAAAAGUACAAAUAGACAGAAAUGUAAAGUAAAUGUAUCCCAUUGCAUUUUCUACUUGAGUAAAAGUAAGUGCUUGCUUUCAAAUGCACCGUGAGCAUUACAAAUACAUUUACUUGCCUCAACUCUAAUGCAACAGAGUAAUACUUCAUUAACUGUGUCUACUGUAUAAUUGGUUAAUACAAAAAUUAUACAGACUCUGUCAUAUUAACAAGGAAUGCUGCACAUGAUGCUGCUGAAAACACAUUGUGAUAUUAAUUAAUGGCAAAGUCUCAGCAGUGGCCUCCUCUGAAUCGACUUCAGGAGUUUCUUCUUCACCAUGCUGCUGCUAGAGGAGGCGGAGUCUAAUGUUACCUGCCCGCUCGGUUUGGACUUGAAUUCCACUGUGAAUUUGUGAGCAUAUAAUGCAUGCAAAACUGUAGUGGAAUAGAAAGUACAGAUAUUUGAUGAUAUGUGUUUUGGAGGGAAAGUGAAACGUUUGUUACAUCCCCCAACUGCUAGAGAGUAGAAGUACAAUACUCAUACAAUGUGCUCACUGCACUGGGACUGUCUUUAUAAUUCAACCCUUCAUUCACAACAGGGCCCUCUAGUGGUGAAGUCUUGCAUCUGCCAAAAACACAAGAUGAGUAUGGGCUGUUUAAAACAGUUUUUUUAUUGAAAGAUUUGUCUAGAAAGAAAAGAAAAAAGAAGACAUUUUGAACUACAGCAAUAUCCACUGGUUCUACAGACACUCUCAGAAUCACAAUUUGAAAGAGAUGGGAGGCAUGUGACCAAGCAAAUAAAAAAAUAGCAUCAUCAAAGUUAUUUCUGUUGCAUCUUCUUUUUCACAUCUGUACAAAAAAGAUCUCAUAAAUAUUACUUUUGUUCUUGCUUCCUCCUCUCUCUCUCUCUCUCUCUCUCUUUCUCUCUCUCUCUCUCUCUCUCUCUCUUUCUCUAUCUCUCGUCCUCUCUCUCUCUCUCUCUCUCUCUCUCCCUCUCUCUCCCUCUCUCUCUUCUUUCAAUAACUUACUUUCCAUUAGAGGUUUGUAUCGCUAGAUUUUGGUUGAACCUUUCGUUCUCCGUUCAUGUUUGCUCCUGUUUCUCUAGCUUCCUUUCAUUGGUGGAGGGUCAGGUGGAUGGGGCUUAACGGUUGUGACCCCGGAGCAAGUUCUUUUUAUUAUUUAAAAAAAAAAAAAUCUCAUCCAUUUCCCUCUUUUUCAGUACACCCCAUCGUCAA
Messenger RNA from Pleuronectes platessa (European plaice), 4872 nucleotides. It is a transcript of the gene entpd3, whose product is annotated as ectonucleoside triphosphate diphosphohydrolase 3. Gene Ontology annotation, cellular component: plasma membrane. Gene Ontology annotation, molecular function: GDP phosphatase activity; UDP phosphatase activity. The transcript is spliced from 10 exons. Gene Ontology annotation, biological process: nucleoside diphosphate catabolic process. The record is from RefSeq and is a predicted model, not a curated record. NCBI's taxonomy places the organism in Eukaryota, Metazoa, Chordata, Actinopteri, Pleuronectiformes, Pleuronectidae. Bases 270 to 1772 code for a protein of 500 amino acids.